Messenger RNA from Condylura cristata (star-nosed mole), 3657 nucleotides. It is a transcript of the gene PDE11A, whose product is annotated as phosphodiesterase 11A. The coding region runs from base 313 to 3114 and encodes 933 amino acids. Gene Ontology annotation, biological process: signal transduction. NCBI's taxonomy places the organism in Eukaryota, Metazoa, Chordata, Mammalia, Eulipotyphla, Talpidae. Gene Ontology annotation, molecular function: 3',5'-cyclic-nucleotide phosphodiesterase activity; protein binding. The record is from RefSeq and is a predicted model, not a curated record. The transcript has 20 exons.
GCGGCGGCAGCAGCCCGAGCAAGAGCCACGAUCGCUCGGGUUUCCAGAACUGUGGAAGGGCUGUGGCAGCGGAGCAGCUCUGUAGGGCACCUGUGAGGAGCAGAAGUAGCAAGACGAGGGGGCGGGGAACGUGCCAGCUAUCUCUGCACCCCGAGGAAGGGGGCACCUCCCAGUUGGAACCACUGCUUGGCAGAAUCUCAGCACCCAGCUGGGAACUGAUGGUAGGAGACAUGAGCAAGACCAGCUAGAGGACUGGGUCAGGUCAACGUUCGGCCCCCGUGUAGAGAGGCACCGAAAGCGGUUUCUGGGGCCAUGACAACCUCACGCCUGGACUUUGGGGAGGUGGAAACUUUUCUGGACAGGCACCCAGAGUUGCUUGAAGAUUACUUGAUGCGGAAGGGCAAGCAGGAGAUGGUGGAGAAGUGGUUGCAAAGGCACAGUCAGAGUCAGGGGACUCCCAGUCCAAGGCCCACUUUGGCUGGCACCGGUAACUUGGCUCAGGGUGGUGGCAGAGGUGGCAGCAACAUUGGUGGUGGCACUGGACCAAAUGGCUCUGCCAACAGUCAGCCCUCCCCUGGUAGUGGGGAUUGCGGUGGGAUUCCCUUGAGUCCCAGCUGGGCCAGUGGCAGCCGUGGCAAUGGGAGCCUGCAGCGGAGAGCCUCUCAGAAAGAGCUCAGGAAGAGUUUUGCUCGCUCUAAGGCCAUCCAUGUGAACAGGACCUACGAUGAACAGGUGACUUCCCGGGCCCAGGAGCCACUGAGUAGCAUGCGGCGGAGGGCGCUUCUCCGGAAGGCCAGCUCCUUGCCGCCCACCACGGCCCAUAUUCUUAGUGCCCUCCUGGAAUCAAGGGUAAAUCUGCCUCAGUAUCCCCCUACGGCCAUGGACUACAAGUGCCACCUGAAAAAACAUAAUGAGCGUCAGUUCUUCCUGGAACUGGUCAAGGAUAUUUCCAAUGACCUUGAUCUUACCAGCCUGAGCUACAAGAUCCUCAUCUUUGUCUGCCUUAUGGUAGAUGCUGACCGCUGCUCUCUCUUCCUGGUGGAAGGGGCAGCUUCUGGCAAGAAAAGCUUGGUCUCCAAGUUCUUCGAUGUGCAUGCAGGAACCCCACUGCUACCUUGCAGCAGCACAGAGAACUCAAACGAGGUGCAGGUCCCCUGGGGCAAAGGUAUCAUUGGCUAUGUUGGGGAGCAUGGAGAAACGGUCAACAUUCCCGAUGCCUACCAGGAUCGAAGGUUCAAUGAUGAAAUCGACAAGCUGACUGGAUACAAGACAAAAUCACUACUGUGUAUGCCGAUUCGGAGCAGUGAUGGUGAGAUUAUUGGUGUGGCCCAAGCGAUAAAUAAGAUUCCUGAAGGUGCUCCAUUUUCUGAAGAUGAUGAAAAAGUUAUGCAGAUGUAUCUUCCAUUUUGUGGAAUCGCCAUUUCUAAUGCUCAGCUAUUUGCUGCCUCGAGGAAGGAGUAUGAAAGAAGCAGAGCUUUGCUUGAGGUGGUUAAUGACCUCUUUGAAGAGCAGACGGACCUGGAGAAAAUUGUCAAGAAAAUAAUGCAUCGGGCUCAAACCCUAUUGAAAUGUGAGCGUUGUUCUGUUUUACUCCUAGAGGACAUUGAAUCACCAGUGGUGAAGUUUACUAAAUCCUUUGAAUUGAUGUCCCCUAAGUGCAGUGCUGAUGCUGAGAACAGUUUCAAAGAAAGCAUGGAGAAGUCAUCACACUCCGACUGGCUAGUCAAUAACAGUGUUGCUGAGCUGGUGGCAUCCACAGGCCUCCCCGUGAACAUCAGUGAUGCCUACCAGGAUCCUCGCUUCGAUGCUGAGGCUGACCAGAUAUCUGGUUUUCACAUAAGAUCUGUUCUCUGCGUCCCAAUUUGGAAUAGUGGCCACCAAAUAAUUGGAGUGGCUCAGGUGUUAAAUAGACUUGAUGGGAAGCCUUUUGAUGAUGCAGAUCAAAGACUUUUUGAGGCUUUUGUCAUCUUUUGUGGCCUUGGCAUCAACAACACAAUCAUGUACGAUCAAGUGAAGAAGAGCUGGGCCAAGCAGUCCGUGGCUCUCGAUGUACUAUCAUACCAUGCGACCUGCUCAAAAACUGAAGUUGACAAGUUUAAGGCAGCCACCAUCCCUCUGGUGUCAGAACUUGCCAUCGGUGACAUACAUUUUGAUGACUUUUCUCUGGACGUUGAUGCCAUGAUCACCGCCGCUCUUCGGAUGUUCAUGGAGCUGGGGAUGGUACAGAAAUUUAAAAUUGACUAUGAGACACUGUGUCGGUGGCUUUUGACAGUAAGGAAAAACUACCGGAUGGUGCUGUACCACAACUGGAGACACGCCUUCAAUGUGUGCCAGCUGAUGUUUGCAAUGCUGACCACCGCUGGGUUUCAGGAGAUUCUGACCGAGGUGGAAAUUUUAGCAGUGAUUGUGGGCUGCCUGUGUCAUGACCUCGACCACAGGGGAACCAACAAUGCCUUCCAAGCUAAGAGCGGCUCUGCCUUGGCCCAACUCUAUGGAACCUCUGCUACCUUAGAGCAUCACCAUUUUAACCAUGCCGUCAUGAUCCUUCAAAGUGAGGGUCACAACAUCUUUGCUAAUUUGUCCUCCAAGGAAUAUAGUGACCUUAUGCAGCUUUUGAAGCAGUCAAUAUUGGCAACAGACCUCACGCUGUAUUUUGAGAGGAGAACUGAAUUCUUUGAACUUGUCAGUAAAGGAGAAUAUGAUUGGAACAUCAAAAAUCAUCGUGAUAUAUUUCGAUCAAUGUUAAUGACAGCCUGUGACCUUGGAGCCGUGACCAAACCGUGGGAGAUCUCGAGACAGGUGGCUGAACUUGUAACAAGUGAGUUCUUUGAGCAAGGUGAUCGGGAGAGAUCAGAACUCAAACUCACUCCUUCAGCUAUUUUUGAUCGGAACCGAAAAGAUGAACUACCACGGUUGCAACUGGAAUGGAUCGAUAGCAUCUGCCUGCCUUUGUAUCAGGCAUUGGUGAAGGUCAAUGUGAAACUGAAGCCAAUGCUGGAUUCAGUGACUGUGAACAGAAGUAAGUGGGAAGAAUUGCACCAGAAAAGACUGCUGGUUCCAGCGGCCUCCCCCUCCUCUGCCAGUGUCAUGGUGACUGGGGAAGACAGAAACUAACCCUCCAUGUCUGCUGUUGCUGCAAAAUGACCGCCAGCUUUGGCAGUAGCUCCAGUUUGGGUCCCACCACACCAUCUUUUGUUCCUUUACGCUCAGACAGACCUAAAGUCUCAGGGAUGCUCUGCAGGCAUGCCUAGGCUUUCGCCUUGAAAAGUAGUCAGCAGGGGAGACCGGGACAGGAAGGACAGAGGAGGAGGUGGGUCUGGGAACACAGACUACAGCUUUCCCUAAUGAGCACCCAGGGCUGAGACAGGCUCCGGGCAGAGGACCCAGAUAGUCGGCCCGGUGCACGCUGGAAGGUGCACAGAGCAGUGAAGAUGUCAUUAGCAUUGCUUCGUUUUGUUACAAGCUAAACAGUGCCUGCUUUCCAUCCUCUCCUGAGCGCCCUUUGUGCCAGACUUCCAAAGAAUCCCAAUUUGUAUGUUAAUUCUAAAACUUCUUAGUGAUAAAUCAGAGCCUUUAGAUUGCCUACCAAAAAGAAAAAUUAUAUUACCUUACAAAUUAGACCACUUUCAGCUUCCCUUUAAAAGGCUCAUAGUAGAA